AUGGAAUGCAUCAUAAAGCUCCCUCAAAGAUUCAACAAAAACAAAUCCAAAAAGAACCCUUUGAGGAUCUUCGAUUCAACGGUUCUAAAUCAUCAACCAGACCAUAUACCUCAAGAGUUUGUAUGGCCUGACCAUGAGAAACCUUCCAAAAAUGUUCCAAUCCUCCAAGUCCCUGUCAUCGACCUCGCAGGCUUCCUCUCCAACGACCCAUUAUUGGUCUCGGAGGCUGAAAGACUCGUCUCUGAAGCAGCAAAGAAACAUGGUUUCUUCCUAGUCACCAACCACGGAGUUGACGAGAGGCUUUUGUCUACUGCCCAUAAGCUUAUGGACACAUUCUUUAAGUCACCGAAUUAUGAGAAACUAAAGGCUCAGAGGAAGGUGGGUGAAACCACAGGCUACGCUAGUAGUUUUGUAGGGAGAUUCAAGGAGAAUCUUCCGUGGAAGGAAACGCUAUCGUUUUCGUUUUCCCCGACGGAGAAGAGCGAAAACUACUCCCAAACCGUUAAAAAUUACAUUAGUAAGACAAUGGGAGACGGAUACAAAGAUUUCGGGAGUGUUUAUCAAGAAUACGCGGAGACCAUGAGCAAUCUCUCUCUAAAGAUCAUGGAACUUCUUGGAAUGAGUCUUGGUAUCAAAAGGGAGCAUUUUAGAGAAUUUUUUGAAGACAAUGAAUCGAUAUUUAGAUUAAAUUACUAUCCAAAAUGCAAGCAACCAGAUCUUGUACUAGGUACGGGGCCUCACUGCGACCCAACCUCUCUAACUAUACUUCAACAAGAUCAAGUCAGUGGUCUUCAAGUUUUUGUGGACAACCAGUGGCAAUCAAUCCCUCCUAUACCUCAAGCAUUGGUGGUGAACAUUGGCGACACUUUAAUGGCUCUAACGAAUGGAAUAUACAAGAGUUGCUUGCAUCGGGCGGUGGUGAACGGCGAGACGACAAGGAAGACACUUGCAUUCUUCCUAUGUCCGAAAGUGGACAAAGUGGUGAAGCCACCAAGUGAAUUAGAAGGUGAGAGAGCGUAUCCCGAUUUUACAUGGUCUAUGUUUCUUGAGUUCACAAUGAAGCACUAUAGAGCAGAUAUGAACACUCUUGAAGAGUUUACAAAUUGGCUCAAGAACAAAGGAAGUUUCUGA
Arabidopsis thaliana (thale cress) is the source of this 1131-nucleotide messenger RNA. It is a transcript of the gene GA20OX4, whose product is annotated as gibberellin 20-oxidase 4. The record is from RefSeq and is marked reviewed. Gene Ontology annotation, molecular function: gibberellin 20-oxidase activity. The transcript has 3 exons. Lineage: Eukaryota; Viridiplantae; Streptophyta; Magnoliopsida; Brassicales; Brassicaceae. Bases 1 to 1131 code for a protein of 376 amino acids. Gene Ontology annotation, biological process: gibberellin biosynthetic process.